Molecule: messenger RNA, 672 nt
Organism: Rotaria sordida
Lineage: Eukaryota; Metazoa; Rotifera; Eurotatoria; Philodinida; Philodinidae
Source: the annotation of a GenBank genome assembly
AUGAUAAAGGACGAAAAGCAACGAAAAAAUGAAGACAAAAAUGAACAUGAAGGUGAAGAUAAAGACGAACAUGAAGAUGAAGGUGAAGAUGAAUUAUCAUCGAAUGUACAUUAUAGAUUAUCGUCUCAUCAAUCCAAUUUUCAUCAUACAUUAUCAUUGAAUUCAAUAAAUUGUCAUGCUACAUCACCAAUGUAUCCGAUGAUAUAUUAUAAUCCAUUAUCAUCAAGUGAACAAAACUAUGGUACUAAUUGCUUGUCUUAUCCAACAAUGUAUUAUAAUCCAUCAUCAAAUCAAGCAAAUUUUAAUGCUACAUCGUCAUUUUCUCCACCGAUGUAUUACAAUUCAUUAUAUUCAAAUCAAGCUAAUUUAGGUACUACAUCAUCAUUAUGUCCAACAACAUUUUCCAAACCAACAUCAUCACAUCAAAUAAAUUCUGGUGCUGCAUCAUUAUCAUGUUCAACAACGUUUCAUAAUCAAUUAUCAAAUCACAUAAAUUCUAAUGUUACAUCACAAUUACGUCCAACAAUACUCUCGAAUUCAUCAUCAUUAAAUAUGGCAAAUCCAAAUGAAGAAGCAUCAUCAAAUCCUGCAGAAAGAUCUUCAUAUACAAUGUCAACACCUAUGGUCGAAAAUACCAACAUAUGGAAUACAUAUGAAAACGAAGACAAUUAA